AUGAUACUGUUAAAAUUCAAUGCACCAACAAAAGUUUACUAUUCCAUUGACACUGUUUUAGAUGCAGAGGAGGCGAUACAUUAUCCAACUGAAUUUUUAAAUUCUUUAUCUCCUUCAGGGACCCCACCACACAAAUUAAUUCUAAAAGUAGGUUCUCCUAUAAUUUUACUUCGUAACUUAAGUCCACCAAAAUUAUGCAACGGUCCAAGAUUACAAAUAAAGUCUUUAAAAAACUGUCUGCUUGAGUGUAUAAUCCUUACUGGCUGUGGAGUUGGGGAAAUGGACUUGAUUCCUAGAAUACCAAUGAUACCAACCAAUUUGCAAUUCCAGUUUAAACGGCUCCAAUUUCCCGUGAAAUUAAGCUUUGCAAUGACUAUUAAUAAGGAACAAGGUCAAACAUUAAACGUUGCAGGUUUAGACUUAACCGUCCAAUGUUUUUCCCAUGGUCAAUUGUACGUAGCUCUGUCACGUGUCACAUGCAAACAAAAUCUAUUUGUGAUGGCCCAGAAGGCGAGACACUUAACGUGGUUAUCCAGAAAUAUUUAA
Molecule: messenger RNA, 546 nt
Organism: Aphis gossypii (cotton aphid)
Lineage: Eukaryota; Metazoa; Arthropoda; Insecta; Hemiptera; Aphididae
Exons: 1
Coding region: 1-546 (181 amino acids)
Source: RefSeq, a predicted model, not a curated record